AUUUUAAUCAUAGUAAGUGAUCAGCAUCAUUCAAUUCCUUCAGAUUACGAUCUUUCAUGACGUUCCGUUCAAUAAGACACUUAGCAAAGGAAUCGCUGGAUUGUAUCGCAUCGAUAAGGCAACACCUAUCCGAAGGUUAUACGGUAACGAAACUUUUAUGCAUCUUGCGGAUCUGUGGAGGACAUAUGGCGGUGUCAGUGGUGUUCAACUACUUUCUGGUCACAUUCUUUCAGAAGAUCAGGAUUUGUUGUUGGAGCAGAAGAAGGCUUAUUCUGAUAUCGUCUAUAACUUCCGAUUCUUGAGCCAACGUGAAUUGGCAUCACACUUUAUCCUUUACCAUUUAUCCGUUGUAUUCUUCAGUGAAACAUUUGCGAUCCACUACACUGCUUUUACCUCUGAAGGUGCAAAGUACUGUCCAUGGAUGAAGAAGGAACUACUGGCUAGAGGCGUGCAGUUCGUGCAGAGACGAAUCAACAGCCUGGAUGAAUUGGGUGAUGAAGGAUUCCCUAUCGUCGUGAACUGCGCAGGAUUGGAUGGCGGACGUCUCGCUGGUGACAAAGAAGUAUAUCCGAUUCGUGGAAUUCUUCUCAAGGUGGAAGCGCCAUGGCAAAAGCAUUUUCUCAUGCGAGACUUCGUUACAUUCACCAUACCGACGUGA
Molecule: messenger RNA, 658 nt
Organism: Angiostrongylus costaricensis
Lineage: Eukaryota; Metazoa; Nematoda; Chromadorea; Rhabditida; Metastrongylidae
Source: the annotation of a GenBank genome assembly